AUGGACAUCAAACUUGAACAUGACAAAGAUGAACUUGAACAUGACAAAGAUGAGGAAAAGCUCCCUCUUCUGCGAAACACAGAGGUUCCAGAAGCAGAGAGGAACCUUGUUCAGCAAGCAAUUAGCCAAACAUUUGAGAGCACAGCACAUUUGGCAAACCUUCUUCCUACAGGCACCGUCCUCGCAUUCCAGCUUCUGUCUCCGGUAUUCACAAACCUUGGCAACUGCGACUCGACCGCGAAGACAAUGACUUCUUUCCUUGUAGCUAUCUGUGGCGUGUCCUGCUUCCUUCUAUGCUUCACUGAUAGCUUCAGAGACAGCAAGGGAAACAUCUGCUAUGGUUUUGCCACGGUUAGAGGCUUGUGGAUCAUUGAUGGAUCAACCACUCUUCCACCUGAAAUUGCUGCUAAGUAUAGCAUCAGGUUUAUAGACUUCAUGCAUGCAGUGAUGUCGGUUUUGGUGUUUGCGGCGGUUGCAUUGUUUGAUCAGAAUGUGGUGAAUUGCUUCUUUCCAGCACCAGACAAUGAGACACAGGAAAUACUCACUGCAUUGCCGGUUGGAAUUGGUGUCUUCUGCAGCAUGUUCUUUCUUGUAUUUCCUACAAAGAGACAUGGAAUUGGCUUCCCACUUUCAACAAAUUAAAUCUUUUUUAUAUUCAUGUGUGUAAACAAUGAGAUAAUCAUGUUUGGAACAAAU
This is a messenger RNA of Arachis duranensis, 696 nucleotides long. RefSeq names its product protein DMP6-like. The transcript has a single exon. Gene Ontology annotation, biological process: endomembrane system organization. Bases 1 to 642 code for a protein of 213 amino acids. The record is from RefSeq and is a predicted model, not a curated record. NCBI's taxonomy places the organism in Eukaryota, Viridiplantae, Streptophyta, Magnoliopsida, Fabales, Fabaceae.